Esox lucius (northern pike) is the source of this 3797-nucleotide messenger RNA. It is a transcript of the gene mboat2a, whose product is annotated as membrane bound O-acyltransferase domain containing 2a. The coding region runs from base 125 to 1642 and encodes 505 amino acids. Gene Ontology annotation, cellular component: membrane. Lineage: Eukaryota; Metazoa; Chordata; Actinopteri; Esociformes; Esocidae. Gene Ontology annotation, biological process: lipid modification. Gene Ontology annotation, molecular function: acyltransferase activity. The transcript has 13 exons. The record is from RefSeq and is a predicted model, not a curated record.
UUUGGUGGUGCUGUAAUACGGAUGACAUCCAUCUAGCCUGGUUCAGUCGCAGCAGCAACAGCUUAUCAACGCAGGAGACUUAAUCUGCGACGGUGAAGGGGAGCUAGGAUUCGCAGACUCAGUUAUGGCUACUGAAACGACAUCGUCCUGCACUGGCUCCAAUUUACUGCAGCCGAUAAGUGAGAUAAUCAAUCUUCCCCUAGACCAGGUGAACUUUGUGGUGUGUCAGCUGUUUGCCCUGCUCACGGCCUUCUGGUUCCGCCUGUACCUACACCCCAGUAAGACCAGCCCUUUCAUCAGGCACGUGGUGGCCUCACUGCUGGGCUUCUACCUGGCACUCUUCUGCUUCGGCUGGUAUGCCUUACACUUCCUGGUUCAAAGUGGCCUGACCUACAGCAUCAUGAUCUUCGCCGGGUUGGAGCACAUGCACAAGUUAUGCUUCAUAGUGGCGCUGGGCUACCUCAGCUUCUGUCAGAUCACCCGGGUCUAUGUCUUCGAUUACGGCAUGUACUCUGCUGACUUCACUGGACCAAUGAUGGUGAUAACUCAGAAGAUUACCAGCCUGGCAUUUGAGAUACAUGACGGCUUGGCCAGGAAGGAGGAACACCUGACCCCCAGUCAGAAGUGCUUAGCUGUAAGGAGGAUGCCCAGCCUGUUAGAGUAUUUGAGCUAUAACUGUAACUUUAUGGGCAUCUUGGCUGGCCCCAGCUGCUCCUACAAUGACUACAUUGCCUUCAUCGAGGGCACGGCCUACCAGCCCCGACACCUGGAGGUCAACGGGAAGGAGAAUGGGAAGUACAAGUACACAGAGCCAUCACCCAAGAAAGACAUCAUCUCCAAGCUGUGUACCUGUGCCAUCUCCCUGGCCAUCUUCCUGUCCAUGUCCAAGGUCUGCCCGGUGGAGCGCUCCAUUGACGACCAGUUUGUCGCCUCCACCCCGUUUGUCCUGCAGGUCGUCUACCUGUACAUCGCCAUGCUUGCCACCCGACCCAAGUACUACUUCAUCUGGACGUUGUCUGAUGCCAUCAACAACGCUGCAGGAUUUGGCUUCAAUGGCUACAACAGAGACGGAACCCCAAGAUGGGACUUGAUAUCCAACUUGAGGAUACUAGACAUUGAGUUUGCUACAAGUUUCAAGAUGUUCCUGGACAACUGGAAUAUCCAGACAGCUCUUUGGUUGAAAAGGGUGUGUUACGAGCGCUGUCCCAUCAACCCCACGGCGGCUACAUUCCUGCUGUCAGCCAUGUGGCACGGCGUGUACCCCGGGUACUACCUUACCUUCCUCACGGGCAUCGGCAUGACCAUGGCAGCCCGGGCACUACGACACAACGUCAGACCCUACUUCCUCGGUUCCACGACACACAAGAGCAUCUAUGAUGUCAUCACGUGGGCAGGGACUCAGAUCGCCAUCUGCUACACGGUGGUUCCAUUCGUCCUAUUGGCCGUUGGGCCGUCACUCAAGUUCUACAGGUCCUGGUACUGCUGUUUACACAUAUCCUGUCUGCUCCUGGUCUGUUCACUCCCCGUGAAACCCCGUGUCAAGGAGGAGCAGCAGAACAGCCUACAGGGGGGGCUGACCAGAGGCCACAACAGCCACUCCAUCACAGACAACAACUGCAACCAGAAACUCAAAGCCACAUGAGAUCUGGGAGAAAGCCCCUUCGCCCUGUCCCACACCUGGAGUUCAGACCACCCGGCACAGAGUGAAAAGAACUCUGCUGGAACACUGAAAUAAAGUGCAGCUUUGAGACUACAAAGAACCAAAAGAACUGGAAUACCAGACCAUCGGAAUAACAGACAGUAACAAACACCGUUCAACAACAACCCUUCAAGGAGGGGGGGGGGGGUAGAAAGGAAAGAGGAGGGGAGAGAGUGGGGUGGGGUGGGGAGAAAGGGAGAGGGGAAGGGGAACCAACUGCCACUAAACGGCUACGAUCGAAUGAGUGAUAGUAAUGACUUUAGCAGUGAUGCUAACAGUACGAUGCUAAACAACAGAAGACCGAAGAAUGCAAAACUGACUCUCUUGCCUUAAACCCUCUAAGUACUGCUAGCAGGGUUACGAUAGUUGUGUGGAGUGGAGCUCUUGGGGUUUCGGUAAAUUAAGCAGUUGUAGUUUGACCUCCACGAUGUAGAGGGCGCUAUAUCUGAGAGGUGUCUAGAGGGUUUAUGUCAGUGUCAGAAAACAAUGUAAUCUCUACUAUGAAAUAGUAGAUAAGUGAAAGAGAGAACCUUUUUUGUCAGAUGCCAACUUUAAGGAGGCCUUGGGAUUCUGUAAACAUUUUGAUUACGGUCACUUUCCUUUUGAGUAUUUUACUUCGGCGACCAUUUUCACCCCCCCCCCAUAAUAUUUCAGCAGGAUACAGGUUCUUAACAGAUGAGGGAGCAUUACAAACACAAUGUAUUCCCAGUGACCACUGAUUUAGGUUCAUUGUUUUCAAGGGCUUUUUUGAAAUUGGGUUAAUUCUGCGUAGCUAACAUGUUUUCAUACUGUGUCUGAUUACAAACUGUGGGUUUCCUCUAAGUUCAGAAAUCUUGCCUAAUUCUGUAACGUCCAUUACAAGUUCAGUACUGUUAGACUGAUUUAAGAGCUGCAAACUUCUAGAUUUACCAAUGAAAAGCUACUCAGAAAUCCCUCUUGAUUUUUGUCAUCUAUAACUUCUUAAGGAUAUGAAACAAUCUACAUUGUAACCAUAAUGGAGAUAAUAAUAAAUAUAAAACAAUUUAACUAUUUUAACACCAAACCAUUUUUAUGAUUUAUAUAAUGACUGUACUCUAUGAAUCAUGAGAUAGAAUGAUUAAUAUCCCAGUAAAGCUAUAGAUCUGCGUUGAAGUUUGAAUGUAGUGGACAUGGAUGAACAUACAGACAGGGUGAUUUGUAUAUGAGGUUAGUGAAACCUACUGUAUGUAAUUCUGUAUGUAUUUCACAUUUAUGUAACAAUGAAACACAACAUAAUUAUUAUGCUCCAAUCAUGAACCCAAAGUCAUUUUCUCAUGUUUUGUCAUCAUCUAAAUAAAUGGAUAUCCCAAGGCAGAUUCCAGACCAGAGAUAUGGAGUGGGUCCAACUUACAACGUUCCUUGAGGGUGGUGUUAAUUGAGGUGAAGAGGACAGCCAGCGAGUGUAGUCUAAACAGGUCCACAGUGCCAUGUUUCCGAAGAUGUAUGGAACAUUCCCACGUGCCGCACCGGCAGGUUAUUGACUUUACACCGUCCAUGCGGUGGUAGGACUUGGCAAAGUAUUUCAGUAUAACCAAGAUGGCAGCCAAUUUACCAGGUUAGGGGGCUUUCUUUUGUGAUAACAAGUAACAACAAUGCAGCAGAUCCAAGUUUUCCAAUGUAAUCUUCAUCUUGUUUUUCUAACAUGUGCAUACUCCUGCCAUAAAACGUGUGUUUGUGAUUUUUAGAUGUUUAUGUGGUCUAUAACUGUAUGUGUAACCAAGGUUUUAAAUGCCUGAUGAAGAGAAAGGGAUGCCAUCUUUACCAACAAGUUGAUAAUUGCACUGCAUGGCCACCCGAACCUAGCCUGAUUUCACCAGACUGAACACUAUGCUUACCGUUGUUUGUGUAGCGUUCAGCUGGGUUUACCCAGGCUACCCCAAACCAGCAGAUCAAUGCAAACUGCUCCAUAUGUCCAAAGUGCCAAGUCAUAAACGGCCCUGUAUGUGUUGUACAUGUGAAAACAUAAUGGGUAUUUUUGUGUGAAGAAAGAAGAAACAUAAUGAAAGAUUUGUAUAACAGUCCUUCAAAAAAUUAUUUAUGUUGUCAAAUAAAGAGAAAUUAUUUUUUAAACACUAAUACA